AUGGAAGAUUUACAAGUUGCUCGCAGCGACGAUGCGAAGAAAAGCCCGGAAUUUGAUUAUGACCAAUGUGUCGCCGCGAUGGAUGGAAAGAAAUCCCCGGAAAAUCCAGAAUCUUUCUGGCACCGUCGUGCGACAAUUCGCGGACUUCGUACCUCUCUCGAAUUCGCAAUGAGCACAGCUCCAUGGCUCAAUGAGCACAGCAGCCAUGGAGCUGUGCUCUGA
This is a messenger RNA of Penicillium hordei, 222 nucleotides long. RefSeq lists its product as uncharacterized. The record is from RefSeq and is a predicted model, not a curated record. NCBI's taxonomy places the organism in Eukaryota, Fungi, Ascomycota, Eurotiomycetes, Eurotiales, Aspergillaceae. Bases 1 to 222 code for a protein of 73 amino acids. The transcript has a single exon.